Messenger RNA from Calypte anna (Anna's hummingbird), 1590 nucleotides. It is a transcript of the gene NDUFS2, whose product is annotated as NADH:ubiquinone oxidoreductase core subunit S2. The record is from RefSeq and is a predicted model, not a curated record. Lineage: Eukaryota; Metazoa; Chordata; Aves; Apodiformes; Trochilidae. Gene Ontology annotation, molecular function: NADH dehydrogenase (ubiquinone) activity; NAD binding; quinone binding. Gene Ontology annotation, biological process: mitochondrial electron transport, NADH to ubiquinone.
AUGGCGUCCCCAGGGGGCCGGGCUUCCGCAUGCCCCGCCCCAACAUGGCCGCCGGCCCCGCCCCCUCGGCUGCGCGCCAAGGGCAAGAUGGCGGCGCUGCGGGCGCUGGGGCGGCUGCGGGCACCUUCGGGGCUGCGGGCGGCGGUGAAGCUGGGAGCGGCCCCGACCCGGGGCUCCAAGCAAUGGCAGCCCGACGUGGAGUGGGCCCAGCAGUUCGCCGGUGCCGUCAUGUACCCGGACAAGACGACGGAGAAGUGGGUGCCGCCCCCCUGGAACGACAAGGACCCCCUGGCUCACAAGAACGUCUCCAGCCUCACCAUCAACUUCGGCCCCCAGCACCCGGCAGCACACGGGGUCCUGCGCCUGGUGAUGGAGCUGAGCGGGGAGACGGUGAAGAAGUGUGACCCCCACAUCGGGCUGCUGCACCGUGGCACCGAGAAGCUCAUCGAGUACAAAACCUACCUGCAGGCUCUGCCCUACUUCGACCGCCUGGAUUACGUCUCCAUGAUGUGCAACGAGCAGGCCUAUUCCCUGGCCGUGGAGAAACUGCUCAACAUCCGACCCCCCCUGCGGGCACAGUGGAUCCGAGUCCUCUUCGCUGAGAUCACUCGGCUGCUCAACCACAUCAUGGCCGUCACCACACACGCUCUGGACAUCGGGGCCAUGACCCCCUUCUUCUGGAUGUUUGAGGAGAGGGAGAAGAUGUUCGAGUUCUACGAGCGGGUCUCAGGGGCGCGCAUGCACGCUGCCUACAUCCGACCCGGAGGGGUGCACCAGGACCUCCCCCUGGGGCUGAUGGACGACAUCUACGAGUUUGCCAAGAACUUCUCCUUGCGGAUCGAUGAGGUGGAGGAGAUGCUGACGAACAACCGCAUCUGGAGGAACCGCACGAUUGACAUCGGGGUGAUCACUGCGGAGGAGGCUCUCAACUAUGGCUUCAGCGGGGUGAUGCUCCGGGGCUCAGGGAUCCACUGGGACCUGCGCAAGACCCAACCCUACGACGUCUACGACCAAGUGGAGUUUGAUGUCCCCAUCGGCUCCCACGGCGACUGCUACGACAGGUACCUGUGCCGGGUGGAGGAGAUGCGUCAGUCCCUGCGGAUCAUCCACCAGUGCCUCAACAAGAUGCCCCCAGGGGAGAUCAAAGUGGACGAUGCCAAAAUCUCCCCCCCAAAGAGGGCAGAGAUGAAGACCUCCAUGGAGUCCCUGAUCCAUCACUUCAAACUCUACACUGAGGGCUACCAAGUCCCCCCCGGAGCCACCUACACAGCCAUCGAAGCCCCCAAGGGUGAAUUUGGUGUUUAUUUGGUCUCAGAUGGCAGCAGCCGACCCUACCGCUGCAAGAUCAAGGCCCCAGGAUUUGCUCACCUGGCUGGGCUGGAUCGGAUGUCCCAGGGCCACAUGCUGGCAGACGUGGUGGCCAUCAUUGGCACCCAGGACAUCGUUUUCGGGGAGGUGGAUCGAUGAGGGGUGACCCCCACCUCCCCUGUCCUCAUCCUGCUGCGUGUGCUGCUCUGGGUGGGGGUCCCGGUCCCCCCUCUGUGUCCCCUUUCUGAGUCAAAUAAAGACAAACCCCGGUCUUGGCUCUGC